Molecule: messenger RNA, 1293 nt
Organism: Aureobasidium namibiae CBS 147.97
Lineage: Eukaryota; Fungi; Ascomycota; Dothideomycetes; Dothideales; Saccotheciaceae
Exons: 2
Coding region: 1-1293 (430 amino acids)
Source: RefSeq, a predicted model, not a curated record
AUGUCCCAACGCGUCAUGACUAGCACGGUAGACACCAUGCUCGACAGCGCCACUAAGCCAUCGGACCGGGUCCCCGACGAGCUUUGGGAGAAGUUCCUUUCACACCUCGUGCGUGAUAGAGGAACCCUUCUCGCCAUCGCUCAAGGACACGGCCGUGGCCCUGAUCAGGCUGAGAGGCUCUACUGGAGAAAUGACCUUGCUGCUCCAGGACUGCUGGAUACGUUGGAUAUUAUGCCAGACUACGUGAGACAGUCGCUUGCUCACCACAUCCGCCACAUAACCAUGAGGUUCAAGCCCACCGGCCAGCGUCGUGUAUCUCCGGUUCUCCAAUUCCCUCAGCUCCGAAGUAUUACUGUGAUGACUACCGGAGUUCUUCAUAGCGAAGGAUACCUUCAUGUAGAAGCCUGUGUAGGACGCCUGCUAGGUCCACGUCUGCAGUAUCUGGACAUUGGCUCCGAUAGAUGGUGGCCUCAUGAUCUUCUUCCCUCAACAGACAAUUUUCUACCAGUCCUCAGCACUUGCCUCGACCUCCGGGAGUUGUCAGUCUGUGCUCGAAUUGGGGACGCAUCAUCCCAACACCUUGUCGCAGUCUUGAACAGUUGCAAAGAGCUCAAGAUGCUCUACCUGAGUAGCCACACUGCACCACUGAUCGACCCAUACGCACUCCAAGCUCUGGCUGAACACCGAUCUAUCGAAACAUUGGAAAUCCAGAAAGUCAUCGACCUGUCUCUGGCUUCGACUAUCAUGAAAAUCGAGCAACCGUUCCGCCACCUGCUCGAUCUCACGCUGCACGCCACCCCAGACGGCGCCAGUAUAGUCCUGCCGCAAUUGCAGCGACUGAAGACACUCCGGCUCGUAAUCUCAAGAAGUGGAAGUGUCUUCCCAGCUGUUGGAAAGGUCAAGACUCUGCAGUCGUUCAGUUUUGAAUCUGCCUCUUUCCCCUUGACUGAUCACGACCUCUCGUACAUGAAAUCGCUGAAGCAUUUGGAAUCUCUUCAGUUCCACAACGGCCAGCAGAGAAGGCGCCAGCACCAGGGCUUCGUGAAACAGGACUGGGCAGACCAGUUGGCCCAAGAUCUCGACAGACACGCUCCCAAGCUCCAUUGGAUCUACUCCUGCCUUGAUGAGAAGGACGACAUGGCUCAGAUGGCUGCCAACGCCUGGUGGUUUUCGAAGGACAAGAGAGAGUUCCGUGCUUUCUUGGAGCGAGAUGGCACGCCGGAGGAGGUCAUCGAUCGCUAUGUGUCUGAGUUCACCCCUGUUUCAGAUUGGGAGGAAGCUCAUAUGUCAUAG